CCGGAGCCCGGAGCGUGCACGCCUUGCGAGGGCGAGCGCGUCUUGCAGCCCGCGGGCCGAGGACCGCAGCGGGCCGCGCGGCCCGCGCUUGCGGCCGAGAAUUUCAGAAUGAGAAGUCAUUCCGUUACUACGUUACGUGACUGCGUUAAGUCACGUAAACUCAUCCAUCUAGAGAUUGUUCCUUGCAGGAAUCCAAGAUUGGCCUAACCACCCUUCACCAAUUGACACCUGGCGAGAUUCCCCGUGGAACAUAAAACAUGGAUUCCUUGGACCAUAUGCUGACGGACCCCCUGGAACUGGGUCCGUGUGGAGAUGGCCAUGGGGCACGGAUUAUGGAGGACUGCCUCCUGGGGGACACCAGGGUCAGUCUGCCGGAGGACCUUCUGGAGGAUCCCGAGAUAUUCUUUGAGGUGGUCAGCCUCUCCACGUGGCAGGAAGUGUUGAGUGACACCCAGCGCGCGCACCUCCAGCAGUUCCUGCCCCGCGUUCCGGAGGACAGUGCUGAGCAGCAGAACCAGCUGCUCCUGGCCCUGUUCAGGGGCGAGAACUUCCGCUUCGGGAACCCCCUGCACAUCGCCCAGAAGCUCUUUCGAGAUGGACACUUCAACCCUGAGGUGGUCAAGUAUCGGCAGCUCUGCUUCAAGUCGCAGUACAAGCGGUACCUCAACUCCCAGCAGCAGUAUUUCCACCGGCUGCUGAAGCAGAUUCUGGCUUCCCGGAAUGACCUCCUGGAAAUGGCCCGUCGGAGCGGCCCGGCCCUUUCCUGGCGGCAGAAGCGCCCUUCGCCGUCCCGCACCCCCGAGGAGCGGGAGUGGCGCACGCAGCAGCGCUACCUGAAGGUCCUGCGGGAGGUGAAGGAGGAGUGCGGUGACACGGCCCUGUCGUCCGACGAGGAGGCCACGUGGGAUUCACAAGAAACAUUUUCUUUUGAAGAUCUCAGCUCAUGGCUCCCGAGCUCCCCAGCGCGCUCUCCUAGCCCCGCGGUGCCCCUGAGGGUGGUGCCCACGCUUUGCACCACAGACAUGAAAACUGCAGAUAAGAUAGAGCUGGGGGACAGUGACCUGAAGAUAAUGCUGAAGAAGCACCAUGAGAAGCGGAAACAUCAGCCGGAUCACCCGGACCUUUUGACGGGGGACCUGACUCUCAAUGACAUCAUGACUCGCGUCAAUGCUGGGAGGAAAGGCUCUCUAGCAGCCCUGUAUGACUUGGCUGUCCUUAAAAAAAAGGUUAAGGAGAAAGAGGAGAGGAAGAAGAAGAAAAUAAAAGUGAUCAAGUCAGAAGCAGAGGACUUGGCCGAGCCCUUGAGCGGGACGGAAGGGCUCCCGCCUCUCUCACAGGCUCCGUCUCCGCUGGCAGCGCCUGCCAUCAAGGAGGAGCCUCUGGAAGACCUCAAGCCUUGCCUGGGAAUCAAUGAGAUAUCUUCCAGCUUCUUCUCUCUUCUCCUCGAGAUCUUGCUGCUGGAGGGGCAGUCUAGCCUUCCUGUGCUGGAGGAGCGGGUUCUGGAUUGGCAGUCCUCUCCGGCCAGCUCCCUCAAUAGCUGGUUCUCUGCAGCCCCCAACUGGGCGGAGCUGGUGCUACCAGCCCUGCAGUAUCUUGCUGGAGAAAGCCGAGCCGUGCCUUCCAGUUUCUCCCCAUUUGUUGAAUUCAAGGAGAAGACCCAGCAAUGGAAAUUGCUUGGCCAGUCCCAAGACAACGAGAAGGAGUUAGCUGCGCUCUUCCAGCUGUGGCUUGAAACCAAAGACCAGGCCCUCUGCAAGCAAGAAAACGAGGACAGCUCAGACGCCACCACGCCUGUUCCUCGGGUAAGAACUGACUAUGUGGUGCGGCCCAGCACCGGGGAGGAGAAACGAGUGUUUCAGGAGCAGGAGCGUUACCGGUACAGCCAGCCCCACAAGGCGUUCACCUUCCGGAUGCACGGCUUCGAGUCGGUGGUAGGGCCCGUGAAGGGCGUGUUCGAUAAGGAGACCUCCCUCAACAAGGCUCGGGAGCACUCCCUGCUGCGCUCCGACCGGCCCGCCUACGUCACCAUCCUCUCUCUCGUUCGAGAUGCUGCAGCUCGGCUGCCCAACGGCGAGGGCACACGGGCAGAGAUCUGCGAAUUGCUCAAGGACUCCCAGUUCCUCGCACCAGAUGUCACCAGCACUCAGGUGAACACGGUGGUGAGCGGGGCCCUGGACCGGCUGCAUUAUGAGAAGGACCCCUGCGUGAAGUAUGACAUCGGGCGCAAGCUGUGGAUCUACCUGCACCGUGACAGGAGCGAGGAAGAGUUCGAGCGGAUUCACCAAGCGCAAGCGGCGGCAGCGAAAGCCAGGAAAGCCCUUCAGCAGAAACCCAAGCCCUCAGCUAAGGUGAAGUCCAGCAGCAAGGAGAGUUCACUGAAGGUCCUCAGCAGCGGCCCUUCUGAGCAGAGCCAGAUGAGCCUCAGCGACUCCAGCAUGCCGCCCACCCCUGUCACCCCCGUGACGCCCACCACGCCAGCUCUGCCCGCCACUCCCAUCUCCCCUCCACCCGUGUCGGCAGUCAGCAAGAGUGGUCCUACCACUGUGCCAGAGCCGGCGAAAUCCAGCUCCAGUGUCCUCCUGGUCUCCUCGCCAACGAUGCCACAGCUGGGAACCAUGCUCUCCCCAGCUGCCAGCCAGACGCCGCCGAGCUCCCAGGCCGCUGCCCGUGUCGUGAGUCAUUCCAGCUCGGCGGGCCUCCCCCAGGUACGGGUGGUGGCCCAACCUGGCCUUCCUGCUGUCACCCAGCAGUCAGCGGGGCCAGCACAGACACUGCCGCCGAUCCCAGCAGGCCCACAGAUCCGCGUGCCAGCCACCGCUACACAGACCAAGGUCGUGCCCCAGACAGUCAUGGCCACCGUCCCAGUCAAAGCUCAGACCGCAGCGGCCACUGUGCAGCGGCCGGGAGCCGGGCAGACGGGACUCACGGUGACCAGUCUCCCUGCCACCGCCAGCCCUGCGAGCAAGCCAGCCACCAGCUCUCCCGGCAGCUCUGCCCCGAGCGCGUCCACAGCCACCGUCAUUCAGAAUGUGAGCGGGCAGAACAUCAUCAAGCAGGUGGCGAUCACGGGGCAGCUUGGUGUGAAGCCCCAGACAGGCAACAGCAUCCCACUCACCGCCACUAACUUCCGCAUCCAGGGCAAGGACGUGUUGCGCCUGCCGCCUUCUUCCAUCACCACAGAUGCCAAAGGCCAGACGGUCCUGCGGAUCACACCGGACAUGAUGGCCACGUUGGCCAAGUCCCAGGUGACCACAGUCAAACUGACCCAGGACCUCUUCGGGACAGGAGGCGGCACGGCAGGCAAAGGCAUCUCUGCUACCUUACACGUCACUUCCAACCCCGUCCACACCACGGACAGCCCCGCCAAGGCCAGCUCCGCCAGUGCCCCCGCAUCCACUCCAGCGGGCACCACCGUGGUCAAAGUGACUCCGGACCUCAAGCCGGCGGAAGGCUCGGGGUCGGCUUUUCGCCUGAUGCCCGCACUCGGGGUGAGUGUGGCCGACCAGAAGGGGAAAAGCACAGUGGCCUCGUCGGAAGCAAAGCCAGCCGCCACCAUCCGCAUCGUGCAGGGCCUGGGCGUGAUGCCGCCCAAGGCCGGCCAGACCAUCACCGUGGCAGCCCAUGCCAAGCCAGGGUCCUCGGUGGCCAGCGGGUCUGGAACUGUUCACACGUCAGCUGUGUCCCUGCCCAGCAUGAAUGCCGCUGUGUCCAAGACUGUGGCCGUGGCCUCGGGGGCCGCAAGCACCCCCAUCAGCAUCGGCACGGGAGCCCCCACAGUGCGGCAGGUGCCCGUCAGCACCACGGUGGUUUCCACGUCCCAGGCUGGGAAGCUGCCGACGCGGAUCACGGUCCCCCUCUCUGUGAUCAGCCAGCCUAUGAAGGGCAAGAGUGUGGUCACAGCCCCCAUCAUCAAAGGCAACCUCGGAGCCAACCUUGGUGGGUUGGGCCGCAACAUCAUCCUCACCACCAUGCCAGCGGGCACCAAGCUCAUUGCGGGCAACAAGCCUGUGAGCUUCCUCACUGCCCAGCAGCUGCAGCAGCUCCAGCAGCAGGGCCAGGCCACCCAGGUGCGCAUCCAGACUGUCCCCGCGUCCCACCUCCAGCAGGGAACAGCCUCAACUUCCUCCAAAGCGGUCUCCACGGUGGUUGUGACCACAGCUCCGUCUCCUAAGCAGGCACCUGAGCAGCAGUGACUCUGAGAAGCAGCUUCCGUCAAAGCCCAGGCCUGCUCCGCCCUGCAGGCCGACAGGAAGGGCGCAGGGAGGUCCCUCCUUCCUCUGAGCUCCUGUCUCGGGCAGGCCCUCGGUGGGCUGCCAUCUGCUGCCACACCCCCCGAGGAGGACACUGAGGAAGGCUCGCUCCAGGUCUGUUGCGUACGGACCCAGGGACUGUGUGAGGUCAGUGGGUCACACAAGCUGGGGGGAGCGCAGACAGCGUCCACGCUGUUCUGUACGUGGCUUGUACCUCUCAGCGUGUGGUCUUCUCCGUGACGAGUGGUCUGGAGAGGAGUUUUGUCUCCAGAAAUUUUUAUGUAACUUAUUUUUUUUUUAAGAGCCUAUUGUACAUCUUUGUCAAAUAGAAACCUGGGCGUUAGCCCCCUAAAUGGAUUCAUUCUUUUGGCCAGAAUGUGAGAAAGGCAGAAUUCUAGUAAGUUGGCUGACCUGGAUAACUCCAUGGAGAGGCACUAAGAUGAGAAAGAAACAUAGGAAGUGGGGGGAUUGUGUGGAUUCUCUGAUAUGGGACUAGCUGGGCACUGCCUCUUAAGGUGGGGUGUCAGGAUCCCGGCUGUGGGCUGUUCUCUCCCUGCUGGCUGUCCUCAGCAAGUCUGCUCACACAUGCCCAGGCUGGUGGGCACAGCAGGUGGAUGCCAGCAGGGACGCUGCUCUUGCAGCACAAACUGUAUUUCAUAUUUCAGUUCAGAGACUCUGUAUUCUGCUUUGCUCCAGAACAAGAGUCAGCAAGCCACCGCCCUUAGGCUGGCUUCCCGUUUUUGUAAAUAAAGUUUUAUUGGAACAC
Messenger RNA from Pipistrellus kuhlii (Kuhl's pipistrelle), 5016 nucleotides. RefSeq names its product nuclear factor related to kappaB binding protein (gene NFRKB). The record is from RefSeq and is a predicted model, not a curated record. Gene Ontology annotation, molecular function: protease binding. Gene Ontology annotation, cellular component: Ino80 complex. The transcript has 27 exons. NCBI's taxonomy places the organism in Eukaryota, Metazoa, Chordata, Mammalia, Chiroptera, Vespertilionidae. The coding region runs from base 258 to 4193 and encodes 1311 amino acids.